Molecule: messenger RNA, 1215 nt
Organism: Parnassius mnemosyne (clouded apollo)
Lineage: Eukaryota; Metazoa; Arthropoda; Insecta; Lepidoptera; Papilionidae
Source: the annotation of a GenBank genome assembly
AUGUAUUCCAAAUAUAAUAGUUUAAUUUUAAUUCUUACGCUAAAGUCAACAUUAAUAACUGUAGCGAGUCUAAUGGCCAGUGAGCAAAUUGUUAAUUCAUUACCUGAGUACGACGAACAGUGGUUCCAAAAAGAUACUGAUGACAUACGGAGGCGUUUUUUAAAUAAAAAGUUUGAGAAUCAGAAAAUUCGUAUGUUGGACCAACUUUCAAAUAAUACAAUUUAUAUAGACGGAAUACCACACACACAAAUUAAUAAUACCAACGUUAAAAUAAAUAAAAUAGAAAAUGCAUUUAGAGCAUUAUUAGGUAUGAAAGGUGUUAAAUAUAUUUACAAAAGAGAUUUUUAUUGGAGAACUUGGCGGGAAAUCGAUUAUGGAGGAAAUAAAACAAUUAUUUGCUAUACAUGCAAAAAUGCAUCAAAUAUGAAGUGUAAAACUUGCCACAGUGGCGGAUAUUGGGUUAUAGAAGAAAAGCCUCCGCCAUGUCCGUACGAAAUUUUGUCUAUGACUAAUGAUAAUCAAAUAUGCACAGUGUACUAUACACAAUAUAACAAUUUAUCAGGUUUAUGUCCUACUUUGGUUAAUCUCAAUGAUUUAUCAGAAACUUGCCGUAAUCCUAUAGAAACCGAAUGGAAAAUUACUCGAAAAUAUAAUGACAAUGAUGCGGAAACGACGUUAGCAGUCAUUUGUGGUGGGCGGAAAAGUUGUCACAUUUUCACAUCAUAUAUGGUGUUACCAGAUUCCAUAAUAUUCAGGAUUGUCAAUGAAACAAAUCAUGUUAUUUACUCAAGAGUCAUGAAAAAGGGUCAGAAAAACUACGCUUGUAUAGAAGAUUGUGGAGUCCUAGAUAACGAAACUAAAUCAGUAAUCAAAUUAGAAAAACCCUUCAUUCUAAAUCUGUUAGAAUACGCCUCGCACAAAAACAAAAGGGAGUAUAAUACUGGCACAUCUAAAACUGUUAAAACCACCGGUAAAACACCUAAAGCACAAAAAAUCAAAACACCUAAAAAUCAAAAGAAGCUAUUAUUUCUAUCCAAAAACAUCCUGUAUGAGAAAUAUUCACAUAAAACGGUGGCAGGAAAUAAAAAGAGUAUCGUUAAAUUGAUAACUUCUAAUACGACAGUCAACCAAGUAGAGUCAAUCACGAAGACAUUGUGUAAAAAGUUAGAGGACGCAUUUAAGGAGGAUGAGGAUAGCGAAACCAAAGAGGACUGA